AUGUCCGAGUUGUCAAUUGUGGGUGUGCCGUUGCGCGUGGGCGAUAGAUUUGAGCCACGUCUGAGCAUGCGACGCAUCUUUAAUACGAAGAGUUUUCGCGCGCAGCGCUAUAGACAUGAGGUGGCCAAUCAUUAUCGCGACUUUAAGUUGCAACAAGCGGCAGCAGCUGCGGGCAACCCACAAUUUACGCAGCAGCGUUGCGGCCGCACUGUUGGGCGUGGGCGUCGUCCUUGGUCCCGUCGGCUACCCAUGGCGACGACAGCGUCAUUAUCAUCAUUAGCCACAUCAUAUGCACAAUUCCGUUGUGUGCUGCCCACCCACGUGCAUUACUUCCCAAGAUUCGGCAUUACGUAUGCGCCCCGUGGCCGGCAAACAAUUUGCACAGCAAAGCCACCGGAUAGCACCUACAACGAUACACUGCGUCGCAUACGCAGCGCGCACAGCUGCGAGCAAUUGAAGUUGCUCGUGCAACGUCAACUCACCUGACCAAGCGCUGCGUCGACCAAAAGAGUAACAAUUAGCAACGCUGCUAGGACGGCAGCAGCAGCAACGUUAAUAAGCGCAAGGACGCGCCACAAAAGUGAGCAACAACAUGACGACCGUGACGACAGCACAAGUAGCAAUUAUGAACGCCGCUUGCUAAAUAUUAAUACGUCAAAGCUGGAAAACCUACAACAGCGACGACGCAUCGAUCUAUACACGUAUGUGCAACUGGCCAGCGGCUACUACGAAAGCGGCUUGCAAGCUAACAUCAAGUAUUUGCAAUCGAUUGGACAGCGUAAUGCAAUAAACCGUCAGCAGAAACAGCAGCAGCAGCAGCAAAGACACAGACGUCGCCACUCAUUGGAUGCCUGGCAGCAGCAGCAGCAGCAGCAGCAGCAACACAGCGCUGAAGCCGAGAGUGCAAUUAAAUUGAAUGCGCUUUUAAGAAGUUUGCAUAAGCCGAACGAGGCAAGCAGCAGCAGCAGCAGCAGCAGCAAACAGGCAGCUGGCAUACGCGUGCAUAUAACAAAGCCUCUAACUAGUGCUAGCAUGUAUGAUUCUGCUCACAGCGAUAACAGUAGCAACAGCAACAGCAACAGCAGCAACAUUGCGGGCACAGCAACAAUUGUCGAUCAGCAGCAGCAGCGCAAGAUUUUCGAAAUCAUCGACAACUUAAGCCAGUUGAGCUUAUGCGAUAGCAGCAGUGGCAAUCAAUUGCCGCUCAUUACGUUUACGGAUUAUACGCAACAGGUGGCGCUGUAUGGCGCCAAUAUUGAAAUCGCCAGCAGUCGCCGUUUGCAAGCGCCCAACGUAGCACAAACCCCACAUAAAAAAAAAAAAAAAAACAGCACAGACAACAACAACAACAAGUGCAAUUAA
Molecule: messenger RNA, 1362 nt
Organism: Drosophila busckii
Lineage: Eukaryota; Metazoa; Arthropoda; Insecta; Diptera; Drosophilidae
Product: probable WRKY transcription factor protein 1
Exons: 2
Source: RefSeq, a predicted model, not a curated record